GGCGGGCCGGCAGCAUCCUCUCGGGUCCCGGGCUGGAUGAGGAGCGGACAGGGAGCGGUCCUUUGAUUGCAGGGCUGCCGCCUCCUCCUGCAUGGAGCCCGGCUGCGUGCAGGAAGCGAUGGCCAUGGGAGACGUCUCCAGAAAGGCGUCGGUUCGGAACGUGGCCGUGGAGCGAAAAAACCUCAUCACCGUGUGCAGGUUUUCGGUGAAUACGCUGUUAGAGAAAUACACAGCCGAGCCAAUCGAUGAUUCCUCUGAGGAGUUCAUCAAUUUCGCAGCCAUCCUUGAACACAUCCUCAGCCACCGUUUCAAAGGCUCCGGCAGCUGGUUUGAUGGUCAGAGGAGUUACUGGGACUACGUCCGCCUGGCCUGCGCUAAAGUCCCCCACAGCUGCAUCAGCAGCAUUGAGAGCAUGGAGAACAUCAGCACCUCAUCAGCCAAGGGGCGAGCCUGGAUAAGAGUCGCCCUGAUGGAGAAGAGGCUGUCUGAAUACUUCUCUACUGCUCUGAGGGACAGCAGAAUGACCAGGAGGUUCUAUGCAGAAGGAGCCAUUGUGUUAAGAGAGGAAGCCACGGUCCUAACAGGGAUGCUCAUAGGUCUCGGAGCCAUAGACUUUAGCUUCUGUCUAAAAGGGAAGGCAUUGGAUGGGAAAUCUUCUGCGGUGAUUGACUACACACCGUACUUGAAGUUCACACAAAGCUAUGAUUACCUGAGCGACGAUGACGACCGGCAGAGCGUCGAAAGCAGCACAAGCGACGACAGCGCCCCCGAUCACCCCUACGUCCCCCUGGUCACCGACGAGGAGAGCUGGAGCACAAAGUGUCGCAAGAUGGAGCAGAGGUUCAAGAUUGUCAAUGCUCAAAAGGGUUACCUGGAGGAGCUCGUGCGCCUGCGUGAGUCCCAGCUGAAGAACACAGAAACAGAGAAAAAGAGGUUAAAGGCCCGACUGGAGGAGCUACAGGGCCACGGCACCCAGGAGAAGAAGGAGCUGGAGGCCAUCGUCUUGGAGCUUCAGGAGCAGCUGACGACCUUGAUUCCAUGUGACUCAAACCACCUGGCCAAAAACCUUUCGAUCCCUUUGGUCAACCAGUGGCCGACGCUGCAGCCGUACAACAGCCAAGACGACAUCAAGCUGUUCCGCAGGAGGAGCUUCCCCAGCACAGAGCUGCUGUCAGUAGAAAUCAGCCUGGAUUCAGACUCACAGAGAACGGAGGGGGAAAAGAAUGGAGGAGCCUGGUGCACAGAAAAGGACUACACCCCCUCCAUGAUGGGCCUCUGUGGGUCCUUGGCCUCCCUCCAGAGCUGCAAGUCUCUGGCUAGCCUCAAGUCCAGCGAGUGCCUGGUAAACAUCAGCACAGAGAACAGUCCUGCCCUCUCUCCCCGCUAGGGGGCGCCAAAGAUGCACUGCCAGCCACUUAACUGGGACAAUUCAACAUGAAUACGAAAAGACUACUUUUUGGGACAAAUGCUCUCUUUUGUGGCCCUUAUGUGAUUCCCUUUACCUUUAUGCUCUGAGCCUGGCGCUGUCUUAACGUACACUGUUUAAGCAUUUGUAAAAAAGGAGCUUCCCUGUAUGCGACUGUCAAAGAUGCAGAAAGAGCUACUCUAUUGCCCCACGGCCUCCUGCAGUUUCACUGGCUUUAAUUGUCUCCUGGAAAGCAAACAACCGGUUUAAGUCGACCUCUCUUACGUCAUGAAGCUUGAUUUUGUGCAAUUACAGUCACGUCUGCACUGGUCACAUUCAUCAAAACUCAUUGUAGGGUUGUCCUGUAUACACUUGUCCAUUUGUCUGUGUAUCUUAUUCUGCCUCUUGCAUAAUAGUGGCAGUGCAGGGUGGAUGAGUUGGUAUAAUCUUCUGGGGAACAGAAACGAGGGUUUGCCGUAUUAUGUUACACAACUAUAAGAGAGAUAAUAAAGAGGGGCUUGUACUGUGCUGAGUUAAAGUGGCCGGAGGGAUUUAUGAUGAAGAUUAUUUGGAAUUAACAGAAGCAGCUCUGUGAUAUUUGGAUAAUUUGUUUCAAUCAUAGAGUAGGUUAAAGACAGAUUUUAGGAUGUGACAUUAAAGAGCUGUUAGGCUACAAAGGUUUGAAGAGCCACUACAAUGUAAACAUUAAAAGCAGACUUAAUAUCUAUUGCAUCAUGACUAUGCAGAAUGAAUGUUUUCAUUGUCUUUUUCGACAAACCUGGCUUGAUAGAGUCGUCUUAGCAGGAGAGAAAUAGUGAAUGUUGACGUGCAAGUGCUUUUUUCUAUUGUUUUCUAUUUGUAUUAUUUUCACGAGUACUUACUUGUAUCAUUUACCAUUAUGUAAAUUGCAAUCCCAUGAAUUGCUGUUGAAAGUUGGGAUGUAUUGUAUUAUUUAAAACUGCAAUAAAACUGCCUUUUUUUCUAAACAUUA
Molecule: messenger RNA, 2396 nt
Organism: Pseudoliparis swirei
Lineage: Eukaryota; Metazoa; Chordata; Actinopteri; Perciformes; Liparidae
Gene: rundc3ab
Product: RUN domain containing 3Ab
Exons: 11
Coding region: 92-1387 (431 amino acids)
Cellular component (GO): cytosol
Source: RefSeq, a predicted model, not a curated record